Dendrobium catenatum is the source of this 1476-nucleotide messenger RNA. Its product is annotated as polygalacturonase QRT3-like. The coding region runs from base 1 to 1476 and encodes 491 amino acids. NCBI's taxonomy places the organism in Eukaryota, Viridiplantae, Streptophyta, Magnoliopsida, Asparagales, Orchidaceae. The transcript is spliced from 3 exons. The record is from RefSeq and is a predicted model, not a curated record. Gene Ontology annotation, molecular function: polygalacturonase activity.
AUGGCACUGAACGGACGGCUCCGGAGCGGUCGUCCGGCUCAUCACUUUCUGUUCAUCCUAGGCAUCGCUGCAAUAUUCUCCGUCUCCGACAUCGUCACUGCUAACUUAAGCAUUUCCGCCGAUCUCCUCCGCCGUCAGCAGACCACUCGCCACCGCUCCGAAAGCAUCUUGUCCGCUCUCGCCGACGGCAAUGCGCUGUCUCUCAUUACUCCUAGUUCCUCCUCGCCGCAGUCGAGAUCCCGCGUCUAUAACGUCAUGGAUUACGGCGCCGAUCCAACGGGGAUCGCCGAUUCUACAGAAGCAUUUAAACAAGCUCUUUCUGACGCCUGUGGCUCGCCGGAAGAUCGCCGUCUGAUGUCCGAAAUCACCGAUCUCGGCGGCUCCGAGCUCAAUCUCGGCGGCGGAUCAUACCUCAUCAGUAGCCCUCUCACACUCCCCUCCAAUCCUGUUGGAAACAUUAAGAUCCAUGGCGGCUCCCUUCGAGCCUCGAAUGACUUCCCAUGCGAACACUAUAUGAUUGAGCUCGGCUUCAACUCAUCAAAAUCAACACAUUCUAGAUACAACUUCGAGUUUGUAACCCUCUCCGGCCUCAUGAUUGAUGCUAACUACCGCGGCGGUGGAAUCGUCGUCAUAAAUUCUCUUCGCACCACCAUCAACAACUGCUACAUCAUCCACUUCACUUCCGAUGGAAUUUUCAUCCACUCUGGCCAUGAAACUCUAAUCACUAAUUCAUUCAUCGGCCAACACAUCACUGCCGGCGCCCAUCCUCUCGAGAAACAAUUCACCGGAACCGGAAUCCGCCUUACCGGCAACGACAAUAUCGUCACUGAUGUUGUCAUAUUCUCCGCAGCCAUCGGCAUAUUAGUCGCCGGCCAAGCCAACAUCCUCACCGGCGUUCAUUGCUACAACAAGGCAGCUGCUUUUGGUGGGACAGGGAUAUAUUUGAAAUUGUCAGGUCUUACUCAAACACGAAUAGUGAACUGCUAUUUGGAUUACACCAAUAUCGUGUCGGAGGACCCGGUUCAGCUUUACGUGUCCGGAUCAUUUUUCUUUGGGGAUGCUAAUGUGGUGCUUAAAUCGGUCAAGGGGGUGAUGAAGGGAGUUAAUAUAGUGGAUAACAUGUUUUCCGGCUUAGGCGGCGAAGGUGUUGAUAUCGUGCGGCUGGAUGAGUCCGGCGAGGCGUUUACAGCCGUUGAUCAGGUGAUGGUGGAGCGGAACAUGGUGGAUAACAUGCGAGUGAGAUCGACGGUGGCGAAGGCAUCGGUGCAGGGGAAUGGGACGACGUGGACGGUUGAUUUCAAACCGGUUCUAUUGUUCCCGAACCGGAUCGAUCAUGUGCAGUAUGCACUGCUCAAUACCGGUUCGGAAUUCCCAAAACAUGCUUUGAGGAGCGUGUUAGAUAACAUGGUUGUUAUUGAGUCUAACGUGCAGGUGGAGGCGACCGUUUAUGUGCAUGUGGAACAACGGUGGAAAUGA